AUGGUGCGGAAUCUUGGAUAUGCUCUUAGAGCAAUUUCCUUGAUAUCACACUUAACUAAUGCUUUGACUAUCGAGAGGAGAGCUCUUGUCAUACCUUCCAAUCUUCCAGGUAAUUGGACAUCUCAAGGAUGUUAUGUGGAUGUUGGCCGCACCCUGACUGGCGGAGGGUAUGAUGACAAUGUGGCUAUGACCGUUGAAUCCUGCAUUUCUUAUUGUACUACUGCCGGUUUUACAUAUGCUGGGACAGAAUACUCAACUCAGUGCUUUUGCGGUAGCUCUCUGGCAACAGGAUCAGGACUGGCCGCUUCCGGGGACUGCUCGAUGGCUUGUUCAGGCAAUGCCACAGAAGCGUGUGGCGGUCCAAACAGAUUGAACCUUUUCUGGAGCGGCACAACCGGACCACAAAUCAAUCCUGGAAAUGGAAGCUGGACCUUCUCUGGAUGCUACGCAGAAGGGACCACUGGGCGAGCUCUGACCUAUGGAGCUACCACAACCGGCGGGUCGUCAUUGAUGACAGUUGAUCUCUGCUUAUCCGCAUGCCAAACAGCAGGCUAUCCGCUUGCUGGAGUGGAAUACUCUGGAGAAUGCUAUUGUGGCGACGCCAUUGAGAAUGGAGGUGCCCUCGCUCCAGAUGGGUUGGCUGGUUGCAAUAUGCUUUGCAAUGGCAACCAUUCCGAAUUCUGCGGUGGCUCCUCUAGACUUGGUGUUUAUGAUUAUAAAAAUGAUGUGUCAUUGCCUCCGUAUACAUCGACCUCAACCUCCCCCACAAGCUCAGUAAGCUUGCCGGUCCAGCCUACAACUUCCCAAUCAGCGACGUUAGUGAGCUCUUCGGCUUUAUCUCCAGUCUCCUCUUCUCCUGCGGCCGCAGCCCCAAGCCUUGGGCUGAAGAACGAAGUUGGGACCUAUUCAUUCUUGGGAUGUUAUACCGAAGCAACCAACGGUCGGGCACUCUCUGCCGCUUCAUUCUAUGAUUAUACUGCGAUGACAUUGGAAGAUUGUGCAGCAGACUGCGCUAGUCAUACUUACUUUGGUGUUGAAUAUGGAGGAGAAUGUUACUGCGGCGAUACUAUCAAUACUGGAUCUGUUCUUGCUACCAAUCAAGAGGAUUGCAGUUUCGUAUGCGCAGGCGAUGAGUCCGAAUACUGUGGUGCCGGAAAUAGACUGGAGAUGUACUCGCGAGGCUCAGCAGUGGCCUCUAGCACUUCUGGAACAGGGACAGUCGUACCUACAUCAGUCGUCUCUAGCUCUUCGACAAUACCCAUCUCCGUUAGCAAGCCAGUCCAAACGGGCUUCCCUGCCAACUGGACAUACCAAGGAUGUUACGUUGAUGGUACUAAUGGCCGUAUUCUGAACCACCAAUUGGAUGAUAACCAACAACUCACUCAACAGUCAUGUGUUGCAGCGUGUGUAGCAGCAGGAUAUACAAUUGCAGGAAUGGAAUACGGCAUCCAAUGCUUCUGUGAUAAUCAAAUUUAUAAUGGGGGUGCUCUUGCUGCUGCCCAAACAGACUGCAAUAUGGCCUGUGGAGGUGAUUCAACCGAGAUGUGCGGCGCAGGAAACAGGAUGUCACUGUAUUCUCUUGGAACUCCGCAAGCCUACCAGGCGCCAUCUAUUCAGAAAACUGGCUUACCUGCAAACUGGGUAUACCAAGGAUGUCUCCAGGACAACAUUCCUUCAAAGGAAGAUGCAAACGAGAUUGUAUCGACGUUCCCCUACCAGGUCUGGAAUAACGCUUCCAACACGCCAACUGCGUGCAUUGAACAGUGUCAACUGUUUGGUUACAACGCCGCUGGAUUGGAGUACGGUUCCGAGUGCUACUGCGGUGACGUCGAGAAUAUUUAUGUUGCCUCAGCUCCGGGCGUGUCAACAGAUCCAAGCGCCAUCCAGUAUUACACUCGAAGUGCCCAGCCACAAACUGUUGAUGAUUCACAGUGCAAUUCUGUCUGUUCUGGUGAUGGUCAACACCUCUGUGGGUCGGGAAACCUGUUGACAUGGUAUGCCUAUGAAGGCCCCACUCCUCUCUACAACUGGGAAUUCCCCACAGGUGAUGCCGCUGGGACAUACACAUUUUUGAUUGGCGGUGUUGUCGUCCCCCUAAUGACCUCACAAGUGGUAACUGGAAAGGUCACCUUCACCGAGAAAUAUGGCUCUGGUGAGCCAAAUGGAACCGGAGCUUAUGAGCUUGAUCUCACUGAGAUUGACAACUGGGAUCUCGCUUGGAGGUCAAUGACUGGAAUGCAGACCGACGUGUUUUGCUCUGCUGGAGUCACGUUGCCCGAUAAAGCCGGACGGCAGGUUACAAUUGGAGGAUGGGCCGGCGAAUCAAACUUUGGUAUCAGGGUCUAUUGGCCUGACGGAUCUGCUGGAGUCCCGGGCAAGAAUCAAUGGGCAGAGGACCCUGGUGUUCUUUCGCUACAAGUCCCACGAUGGUACCCAACAGCUAUGAUAAUGGCUAAUGGAUCCAUGCUCAUUGUGGGCGGUGAGAUUGGAAGCAAUGAUGCCGAACAGCCCACGCUUGAACUUCUCCCGGCGACGGGUGUGCCAGAUCCAUCUACAACAAGCGGUUAUUCUAACACAACUGUUUAUUUGGAAUUCCUCGAUCGGACCGCCCCUUUCAACCUCUACCCGUACACCUGUGUUAUCCCAUCUGGUAUCUUUAUUGCAUAUUACAACGAGGCGCGAAUCCUGGACGAGGUAACAUUUGAGACAAUCAAGACACUGCCGAACAUUCCUGGUGCUGUCAAUGACCCGACCGGUGGACGUACUUAUCAACUGGAAGGAUCUAUGGUCCUGUUACCUCAGCAUGCACCAUACACUGAUAAUCUACAAGUCUUAAUCUGUGGUGGUUCUACUUCUAAUGGUGGAUAUCCUAUUGACAACUGCGUGUCAACCGCACCGGAAGAUCCAAAUCCUACGUGGACUAUUGAAAGAAUGCCCUCCCGGCGAGUUAUGCCUUGCAUGGCAGGUCUCCCUGAUGGAACUUACCUCAUCCUGAAUGGCGCUCAGCACGGUGUUGCUGGGUUUGGCCUGGGCGGUUCUCCGAAUUACAAUGCCAUUCUCUAUGAUCCUACCAAGCCAAUCAACAAUCGUAUGAGUGUUAUGGCAAACACGACAGUCGCUCGUCUUUACCAUUCAGAGGCUAUUGUACUGCUUGACGGACGAGUUCUGGUUUCCGGAUCCGAUCCCACUGGCGAUUACACAGACCCUGGCGGUGAGUGGCCUGAAGAAUACCGCGUUGAAGUGUUCACGCCACCUUACCUGCUGUCCAACCUCCCACGACCAACAUUUACCCUUUCAAGCACAGAUUGGGACUGGGGCGAGACGAUUACUGUUACGAUUACUUCUGGUGCUAUUCCUGCCGCCAACGUUAGGGUCUCGAUGCUAGGAUCUGUAGUGAGUACUCACGGGAACGCUAUGGGGCAAAGGACCAUCUUCCCGGCUGUAUCCUGUACAGACAAUGUCUGCCAGGUCACAGCUCCACCCGAUGCCCACACUGCGCCACCAGGUUGGUUCAUGUUCUUUGUGCUUGACGGACCUACCCCAUCCGUAGGCCAGUUCAUCCGCAUUGGCAAAGACCCGGCUGGAUUUGGCAACUGGCCAGCGAACCUUCCUGGUUUCGAUCUACCUGGUGUUUAG
Amorphotheca resinae ATCC 22711 is the source of this 3636-nucleotide messenger RNA. RefSeq lists its product as hypothetical. The record is from RefSeq and is a predicted model, not a curated record. The transcript has 8 exons. Bases 1 to 3636 code for a protein of 1211 amino acids. Lineage: Eukaryota; Fungi; Ascomycota; Leotiomycetes; Helotiales; Amorphothecaceae.